This is a messenger RNA of Vigna angularis (adzuki bean), 6891 nucleotides long. RefSeq lists its product as uncharacterized. The record is from RefSeq and is a predicted model, not a curated record. Gene Ontology annotation, molecular function: RNA-DNA hybrid ribonuclease activity; nucleic acid binding. The transcript has 3 exons. Lineage: Eukaryota; Viridiplantae; Streptophyta; Magnoliopsida; Fabales; Fabaceae. Gene Ontology annotation, biological process: DNA integration. Bases 1 to 6891 code for a protein of 2296 amino acids.
AUGGAGAAUUGGGAGCAGUCACACGAAUCUAUUAAGGCCGAUGUCAGCCAGUUGAAGGAUCAGAUGGCCCAGAUUUUGGCGGCUCUCGAAGCCCUGAAGACUACGGGAGGGGUGACCCCUGCGCAAGUUGAGGGAAGUGCUCAAUAUUACCCUCCGUUAUUCAAUGCUGGGAGCCAAUCUGUUUCAUUCCCAAUGUAUGGAUUGCCUCCAGGUUACACCCCACCUGUGGGAGAAUACAUAGAAGGGGAGCAGACUUCAUUCUCUUUCCCUACCACUGCUAACGUACCGCCAAUCAGUACUCAGGGACCUGUUGUAAUGUCUGCACCUAUGGUAAAUGAAGGGAUGUAUGCAAGCAUGACUGAUGGAGUACGAGUAACCCCGGUGCCACCUGUGAUUACCGGAGAGGGCUUUUCUACAAGGGCUGCGCCAUAUACUUUGUUUCAGGGGGUAACUAGUAAUGUUGAUGGGGCGAAGGAUAAACUGGAGAGCCUGGAGGCAAGGUUGAGGGCUGUUGAGGGGUAUGAAAGUUAUGGAUUUGGGGAUGUUUCUAGAUUGAGCCUGGUUCCUGGCGUCAAAAUACCACAUAAGUUUAAAGCGCCAGAUUUUGAGAAGUAUAAGGGAAAUACAUGCCCAAAGAGCCAUCUAACCAUGUUUUGUAGAAAGAUGGCUGCAUAUGCUUAUGAUGAGCAGCUGCUCAUCCAUGUUUUUCAAGAUAGUUUGGCUGGAGUGGCGUUAAACUGGUAUACCCAUUUAGAGCCGACUCGAAUUCGUUGUUGGGCGGACUUGGCUGAUGCUUUUGUGAAGCAGUAUAUAUAUAAUACACAUGUUGCGCCAGAUCGUUUACAGCUGCAAAACAUGUCAAAGAAAGACAACGAAACUUUUAAGGAGUAUGCUCAGCGGUGGAGGGAAUUGGCUGCACAAGUUGAGCCACCUUUGUAUGAUAGAGAAAUGGUGGCAAUGUUUGUUAAUACGCUCCAACCACCAUUCUAUGAACAUAUGGUGGGAAAUGUAUCUUCAAAUUUUGCCGAUAUCAUCGUGAUAGGCGAGCGGAUAGAGAUCGGGUUGAAGAAUGGGAAAAUUGCAUAUGGCUCAUCGGUGGUUGCACAUUCUAAAAAACCCAACUUCAACUCAGGAAAAAGAAAGGAAGGAGAUGUGCAUGCAACAUCUGCAACCCCGGUGUGGAGAGGUCAGGUUCCCACUCAUAACUAUCGACCAUACUGGGGUCAACAUCCACAUGCAGCCAAUGCGUCAUUUGGUCAUCAAAUUAGGCCUCAACAGCAACCAGGGUACUAUCAACCACAAUACAUUCCGACGAAUAAUUGGAGGGGAGGGGCGAACGUAGGUUCCAAUAUGAAUGUGGGUCCAAAUACUUAUCCAAGAAGGAACCAAGAAAGAAAUUAUGUUAAUUUUACCCCAAUUCCUACUACUUAUACGGAAUUAUUGCCUCAUCUUAUCAAACAAGGUCUGGUUGUCGUUUGUCCCCUGAAGCCUUUGCAGCCUCCAUACCCAAGAGGUUAUGAUGCAGAUGCAAAGUGUAGUUAUCAUGGAGGGGCCGCUGGUCAUUCCACUGAGAGGUGUCUGGCUUUCAAGCAUAAAGUGCAGACUCUAAUUGAUUCUGGGUGGUUAAAGUUCCAAGAGGAUAAGCCUAAUAUUGAGGCCAAUCCUUUAUCUGGGCAUGGAAGUGCUUCGACGAAUGCUGUCGAAGUGAAAGAGCAUGAGCUGGUGAGGAAUGUGAAAGAAGUCAGGAGCUCUAGGAGGUUUAUUUUGGAGGCGUUGCUGAAAGUGGGUAUCUUGAAGGGUGAUUAUGAUGAGAGUAUAGCAUGCGCGCUCCACCCAGAUGCUGAGCACUCUAUUGAGGAGUGUGUUAAGUUUGAAGAAAUUCUGCAAGACUUGUUAGAUCGUGGCCUGAUGCAGGUAUGCUACAAGAAGGAGGAGGGAAAUGUAUUUGCACAAACUGGUGAUGAAUCCGGCAUGAUUUUACCAGAACCAUUGAACGAAAAAGCCGUCCCAUGGAGAUAUGGGACACAUGCGUCAAGCGAAGCACAAAGCGUUGACCCUGUCGUCAAAAACAUAUCAGGGAUAGGUGGAAUGACUAGGAGUGGUCGAAUUUUCACAUCACCAGAGUUGGCACAAGAAAGAGUUAAUGAUAAGGAAACAACGAUGGCUGCGAAGGCAAAAGAAUUCUUAAAGGGGAAGGGUGCACAGACAGAGGAGAUCCCCGACAAGGAAGAGAGGAGAGAAGUUUCUGAAGAGGAGGCUUGUGAAUUUUUAAAAUUCAUACAACAAAGUGAAUUUAAGGUGGUGGAACAGUUAAACCGUAUGCCUGCUCGUAUAUCCUUGUUAGACUUGCUCAUGCAUUCAGCAUCACACAGAAAGUUGCUAAUGAAGAUACUCAGUGAGGCUCACGUGGAGCAAGGUAUUUCGUUGAAUAAAUUCGAGGGUAUUGUUGGCAAUAUUGUUGCUAACAAUUAUCUCACAUUUACGGAUGAAGAGAUACCAGCUGAGGGAAGAGGGCAUAACAAGGCUCUUCACGUCUCUGUGAAAUGCUUGGAUCAUGUUAUAGCACGUGUUUUAGUGGACAAUGGGUCCUCUUUGAAUGUCAUGCCGAAAGCAACCUUGGAAAAGCUACCUUGCGAGGGAAUGCAUAUGAGGCCGAGUUCAAUGAUUGUGAGGGCGUUUGAUGGUAGCAAACGAGAGGUGAUGGGGGAGGUGGAUUUACCAAUGCAAGUUGGCCCUUGUGUCUUUCAAAUAACGUUCCAGGUUAUGGAUAUCCUGCCAGCUUAUAGUUGUCUGUUGGGGCGCCCAUGGAUCCAUUCAGCUGGGGUCGUGCCUUCUACACUACACCAGAAGUUGAAGUAUGUGAUGGGAGAUAAGCUGGUGAUAGUAUCAGGAGAAGAAGAUCUUCUUGUGAGUGGGCCAUCAUCCACACGCUACAUCGAGGCGGCUGAAGAAGCUCUCGAAACAGCCUUCCAGUCGUUGGAGAUUGUGGGAAAUGCUUGUGUGGAACCGUUUCCAGUAAAUCCUCGUCUAUCAUGUGCUUCUAUUAUGAUGGCCAAGAUUAUGAUAAAAGGGGGCUAUGUAUAUGGGGAAGGUUUGGGCAAAUAUCGGCAGGGGCGAGCAUUCCCUAUAGAAAUCGUUGAAAACAAGAACAGAUAUGGCUUGGGGUACAAACCUACCAAGGAAGACAGGAAAAGGAUGAUUGAAGAAAGAAAGGAACGCAGUUUGGCCCGUGCAGAAAGACGAGGGCCCAAAGAGAGCAAAAUUCUCAUUGUUGACAUCAAGGAAAGCUUCCGCAGUGCAGGGUGGAUCAACACUGGCCAAAUAGCAGCUGUGGAGGAUGAAGAAAGGACUCAAAGUUUGAGCUUUGUGUGGGCUUGCUCCCCUGAUACUCAACUCAACAAUUGGGAAACACUGGAUUUACCUGUGAUGCUUACUGUGAACAAAAUAUGUGACAAUGAUUGUUUUGAAAAUAACGAUAUCAAUGUUCCUAAUUUUGAGCACCCUAUCAAUAAUACGGAAGAUGAUUUCGAAGAUGAUGUGGAACCCUCUCCAGAAUUGUUGAGAUUAGUGGAACAAGAAUCUAAGGAGAUUAAACCCCAUCAGGAGGAAAUUGAAAUACUCAACUUGGGAGAGAAGGAUGAGAUAAAGGAGGUGAAAAUCGGUACUAGUAUGAAAACGGAAGUGAGGGAAAGAUUGCGCGUACUGUUGAAGGAAUUUAAAGAUGUGUUCGCGUGGUCUUACAAUGACAUGCCGGGUCUAGAUACCGAUAUUGUGCAGCAUAGGCUCCCACUCAAGCCGGAAUGCCCUCCAGUCAAGCAAAAACUGAGAAGAAUGAAGCCGGAAAUGUCCUUAAAAAUUAAAGAAGAGGUCCAAAAGCAAUUUGACGCAGGAUUUUUGGCUGUGGCAAGAUACCCACAAUGGGUAGCGAAUGUUGUACCAGUGCCUAAGAAGGAUGGGAAGGUUCGAAUGUGUGUUGACUAUCGUGAUUUAAAUCGUGCAAGUCCGAAAGAUAAUUUCCCGUUACCACACAUCGAUACUCUGGUUGAUAAUACGGCCAAAUUUUCGUUAUUUUCGUUCAUGGACGGAUUCUCGGGGUAUAAUCAAAUUAAAAUGGCACCGGAAGAUAUGGAAAAAACGACCUUUAUCACGUUAUGGGGAACAUUCUGUUAUAAGGUGAUGUCUUUUGGACUCAAGAAUGCUGGGGCAACAUACCAAAGGGCAAUGGUGACACUCUUUCAUGAUAUGAUGCAUAAGGAAAUUGAAGUUUAUGUGGAUGACAUGAUUGCAAAGUCGGAGUCAGAAGAUGAGCAUAUUUUCAAUCUAAGGAAAUUAUUUGAGAGACUGAGAAAAUACAAACUCAGGUUAAAUCCCACCAAAUGCACGUUUGGAGUAAAGUCUGGAAAAUUGUUGGGCUUUAUUGUCAGCCAAAGAGGGGUAGAAGUUGAUCCUGACAAAGUAAGAGCGAUAACGGAAAUGCCGGCGCCCAGAACAGAAAAAGAGGUUCGAGGUUUUCUGGGAAGGCUGAACUACAUUGCUAGGUUCAUCUCCCAAUUAACUGCUACUUGUGAACCAAUGUUCAAGUUGCUACGAAAAAAUCAGGCUGUAGUCUGGAAUGAAGAUUGUCAAGUUGCUUUCGAAAAGAUCAAACAAUACCUGCAGGACCCUCCUGUAUUGCGUCCACCUAUGCCAGGAAGACCGCUCAUUUUGUAUUUGACCGUACUGGAUAAUUCAAUGGGUUGUGUAUUGGGUCAGCAGGAUGAAGACGGGAAAAGAGAGCAUGCCAUAUAUUACUUGAGCAAGAGGUUCACAGAUUGCGAACAACGAUAUUCGUCGUUAGAGCGAACUUGUUGUGCACUGGCAUGGGCUGCUCAUCGUUUAAGGCAAUACAUGUUGAGUCACUCUACUUGGUUGAUAUCUAAAAUGGAUCCUAUCAAGUACAUAUUCGAAAAGCCCGCUCUCACUGGAAGGAUAGCUCGAUGGCAGAUGCUAUUAUCAGAGUACGACAUUGUAUAUGUUACUCAGAAAUCUAUCAAGGGUAGCUCUUUAGCAGAAUUUUUAGCCCAUCAACCCAUUAGUGAUUAUCAGCCGAUGCAACCUGAGUUUCCUGAUGAAGAUAUCAUGGCUUUAUUUGCUGAGAGCAGAGAUGACAAAAAUGAAAAAGCCUGGACGGUAUUAUUCGAUGGGGCAUCGAAUGUAAUGGGGCAUGGAAUAAGGGCAGUGCUUAUCUCUCCUAAGAAUCAAUACAUUCCAAUGACGGCAAGGUUGUGUUUUAAUUGCACAAAUAAUAUCGCAGAAUACGAAGCCUGUGCUAUGGGUAUUCGAGCAGCAAUAGAGUCUAAAGCAAAAAUUCUGGAUGUAUACGGAGAUUCAGCUUUGGUUAUCCAUCAAUUGAAGGGAGAAUGGGAGACUAGGGAUACUAAAUUAAUUCCAUACCAAGCUUACAUCAGGGGAUUAAUUGAGUAUUUCGAUUCCAUCACGUUUAAUCAUAUACCGCGAGAAGAUAAUCAAUUAGCAGACGCGUUGGCUACCUUGUCGUCGAUGUUUGAAGUUGAUCAAGAUGCAGAAUUGCCAAUGAUUGAAAUGAAGAGUCAUGCGGGGCCAGUGUAUUGUCAUUUCAUCGAGGAGGAAGUAGAUGGUAAACCUUGGUACUUUGAUAUCAAGCAUUAUCUUAAGACUCGAGAAUAUCCAGAGAAGGCAUCCGAAAACGAUAAAAGGGCGUUAAGGAGGUUGGUUGGCAGUUUCAUUUUGAGUGGGGAUAUUCUAUAUAAGAGGAAUCAUGACAUGGUUCUCCUCAGAUGCGUAGAUGCAAAAGAAGCCGAGCUGAUACUAAAAGAAGUACACGAGGGUACAUUUGGCACGCACAUGAAUGGGCACUCAAUGGCCAGGAAGAUACUGAGAGCGGGGUAUUUUUGGUUGACUAUGGAAAAUGAUUUUUGUACACAUGUGAGAAAGUGUGAGAAAUGCCAGGUAUACGCAAGUAAUAUCAAUAUGCCACCCACGACCUUGAACGUGUUGUCUGCACCGUGGCCCUUUUCGAUGUGGGGAAUAGAUGUCAUCGGAGCUAUAGAGCCAAAAGCGUCAAAUGGACACCGUUUCAUAUUAGUCGCAAUCGACUACUUCACCAAGUGGGUUGAGGCUGCUUCUUAUGCUAAUGUGACUAGAAAGGUGGUGACCAAGUUCAUAAAAAAGGAGUUGAUUUGCAGAUACGGGCUCCCUAACAGGAUCAUCACCGAUAAUGCCACUAACUUGAAUAACCAGAUGAUGACAGAGUUAUGUGAGGAGUUCAAAAUUCAUCAUCUUAAUUCUUCUCCUUAUCGUCCAAAGAUGAAUGGGGCAGUAGAGGCUGCUAACAAAAAUAUCAAGAAGAUUGUGCAGAAGAUGGUGGUCACAUAUAAGGAUUGGCAUGAAAUGCUUCCUUUUGCUUUACAUGGUUAUCGCACUUCGGUACGAACAUCGACUGGGGCAACGCCUUUCUCGCUUGUAUAUGGAAUGGAAGCAGUACUUCCGUUUGAAGUGGAAAUUCCGUCCUUACGAGUUUUAAUGGAAACUCAAUUAGAAGAGGCUGAGUGGGUUCAAGCUCGUUUCGACCAGCUCAAUCUCAUCGAUGAAAAAAGAUUAACAGCAGUAUGCCAUGGACAAUUGUACCAAAGAAGAAUGAAGAAGGCAUUUGAUAAAAAGGUACACACAAGAGAAUUUCAUGAAGGUGAGCUGGUGUUGAAGAAGAUUCUACCUAUACAAAAGGAUCAUAGAGGCAAAUGGACUCCAAAUUAUGAAGGGCCAUUUGUAGUGAAAAAAGCAUUUUCUGGUGGGGCAUUAAUUCUCACGAGAAUGGACGGAGAGGAGUUACCAUUGCCAGUUAAUUCUGAUGCAGUAAAAAAGUUUUACGCAUGA